CUUCUUUGGUGGCGACUCGCGAAUGUUAUAUUUAUUUCACAAUAUAAUUUUUAUAAAUUAUUUGCCCUGUGUUACCGAAGCUAAUAAAUUGGGUGUUAUCCUCAAUCCUGAAAAAUAAUCUAAAGAUUUUCUUAACACUUAACAGCAUGGCGCUCACUGCAAUGUUGCGCCGAACCCUUAUCAAUGGGACAGUAUACUCUGCCGCUGCAAUGCGCUUUGCUUCAACACAACAAGAGAAGAAAGUUUUUUUCGACGUUACAGCUGAUGGAGAGCCAUUAGGUAGAAUUGUUAUGAAACUAAAUUCUGACGAAGUUCCCAAAACAGCUGAAAACUUUAGAGCACUGUGCACAGGAGAAAAAGGGUUUGGAUACAAGGGAUCGUCAUUUCACAGAAUAAUUCCAGAUUUUAUGUGUCAAGGUGGAGAUUUUACGAAUCAUAAUGGCACUGGUGGAAAAUCAAUUUAUGGCCGUAUGUUCCCUGAUGAGAAUUUCAAGCUGAAGCAUACCGGUCCGGGAAUCUUAUCAAUGGCAAAUGCUGGUCCCAACACUAAUGGCUCUCAGUUCUUCAUCACCACAACUGCCACUCCAUGGCUUGACAGAAAACAUGUUGUAUUUGGUGCUGUAGUAGAAGGCAUGGAUGUUGUAAGAAAAAUGGAAGGCUUUGGGUCAAGGAAUGGGAAGCCAUCCAAAAAAGUUGUAAUUUCUGAAUGUGGUGAGUUAGAUUAAAGUAAUGAGAAUUGUGUACAUCUGUUAUGUAGUUAUUAUCUGUAGUUCUAAGUAUAUAGUAAAAAUUGUUUAAAUUA
Molecule: messenger RNA, 802 nt
Organism: Colias croceus (clouded yellow)
Lineage: Eukaryota; Metazoa; Arthropoda; Insecta; Lepidoptera; Pieridae
Product: peptidyl-prolyl cis-trans isomerase-like
Exons: 2
Coding region: 147-725 (192 amino acids)
Biological process (GO): protein folding; protein peptidyl-prolyl isomerization
Molecular function (GO): peptidyl-prolyl cis-trans isomerase activity
Source: RefSeq, a predicted model, not a curated record